Molecule: messenger RNA, 354 nt
Organism: Endocarpon pusillum Z07020
Lineage: Eukaryota; Fungi; Ascomycota; Eurotiomycetes; Verrucariales; Verrucariaceae
Exons: 1
Coding region: 1-354 (117 amino acids)
Source: RefSeq, a predicted model, not a curated record
AUGUCUGCGCCCCCGGAGAAAACCUUGAAAACCCUUUCCGGGAAUUGGAAGCUCAACAAGUCGCUCUCGGAUGACAUAUCUCCCGUCCUAGAGCUACAAGGCGUCAAUACCCUCUUGAGGAAAGCCAUCUCGGCGGCCUCCGUGCAUCUAAGGAUCUCUCAAGUAAGCGAGAAUGAAAUACACAUCGCACAAACGGCCACUGCGGCAGGCAUACCUGGAACAACAGAACAGUAUAUUCUCGACUACCAAUGGAGGGAGAACAAUGAUCCGUUCUUUGGACAGAUCAAAGGCAGAAGUCGGUGGAUUGAUAGAAGCGAGGUGGAUGAAGAAGGAUUGUUUGGACAAGCUGGAUGA